AUGGGAAUCAGACAGGAGCUGAGGAGCCGUCAGUUUUGGCAGGGGAUUCUGGCAGAGAUCCUGGGUUCCCUGGUCUUUGUGUCUGCCGUGUUGGGCUCUUUAGUGCCGGGGCCGGACGGGGUCUCCCCAGGGCCCAUCUACCCAGCACUGGCUGCUGGUAUGGCAACUGUGGUUCUGGGAUAUUGCUUUGGUGAAAUCAGUGGGGCUCAGGUAAAUCCUGCAAUAACUGUGGCACUUUUGGCGACACGGAAGGUAGAUGUCUUGAGGGCUGUAGUUUAUCUGGUAGCCCAGUGUUUGGGGGGCAUCCUCUCAACUGGGAUACUCUACCUCACCCUGCCCCUGAAGUCCACUGCACAGAACUACAUCAACAAGGUCCCUGUGGAAAUGAAUGCAGGCCAAGCUCUUGGGAUGGAGAUGCUAGCCACGUUUGUCCUGGGUUUCACUGUAUUCUCUGUGGAAGAUCAACGCAGGAGGGAAAGCAGUGAACCCGGAAACUUGGCCAUUGGGUUUGCCGUAACCACUGCAAUAUUCAUUGCUGGAAGAUUUUCAGGUGCUAGCCUGAACCCAGCUCGCUCUCUUGGUCCUGCCAUAAUACUUGGAUACUGGGAACACCACUGGGUGUACUGGAUUGGGCCAAUUUUAGGUGCAGUUAUGGCUGGAGUAUCUCAUGAGUUUAUCUUUGCACCCAGCGCAUCCAGGCAAAAGUUGGUGGCUUGUUUGACCUGUAAGGACAUUGAGAUAGUGGAGACAGCCAGUGUGUCUCGAUCUUCCCUGUCCACUGUCACACAGAGCGCCAUGAGAAACAAACAAAGCAACAAACUGGAGCACAGCUAAACUCAAGAUAGGGCGGGCGGUAAGCAGUGUUCUGAGAGUUUUAUAGACCAUCACAGCAAGUAGUUUAAAAUUAGGCCUUACAAGCACACUGAACCAAACCUCUCCAUCUGAAUAAGAAUUCCGGUUGGAUUUACACUGACAGAGGAUUAGAAAUUUACACUGUGUACUUUUGGCACUGCAGUUCAGCACUAUCUCUGCUCUACAGAAGGACUGCCAGUGUUUGGGAGUAACUAAAAGUAGCGACACUGCUAACUAAACUACAAUUUUUCAGUAGCGUGACAGUAGCUGUUCCUGUAAAUGAAUCUGUUUAAAAAUAAUGUCAAAAUUGCUUUAUAAGUGCUUAACAUGCUUGAGCAUCCUGGGUUAAAAAUGACAUUAACCCUGGGAUAAGCGGAGUGUGAAAGCCUAUGAGAGGACAUUCUGAUGUGACAAGGAGCGUGUUAACAUGCACAUUCUAACACUGAUUGUGCUUAAUGAGCAAACAAAAACCAAUCUUCAAACGUGCGUUGCAUGUGAACACUUUUCCAUCCGUUCUUAUGGGCUUAUUCAAUGUGUGUAAGGGUUGUGAGCAUGACUGUUUUUGUUUUAAUGUCAAAAGCAGAGAAUAACCCAUUGAUUUUAAAUCAGUGAGCACUGUUCACUAAUCAGGGUUUCUAACCAGCAAAGAGAAUCAAAAUCAAAUAUUUUCAUAAUCUUUCACUAAAGGUUUCUGACAAUUUUGUUUUCAUAGUAGAAUUUUCUAUUGUUGACCAGAAGCAAUUUACACUUUGAAGUACUCUAGUUUUGAACUACCUUAAACUGUCUAUGAACAAUGAAUGACGUAUUUGUACAUAACCUUCAUGGAUAGUUAUAAAAGUGCCAAGCUUGCUGUUUUAGUUCAAUAAUAUUUAACCACUUCUUCCCACUAUUAACCAAAUAACUGCAGAAUUACAUUGUGAAUGUCACAGCUUUAACCUAUCAACAAUAGUUUAAAGUGUUUUAAAGCUUUUGAAGUGUUACAUGUGUGUUUGCCAACAGUAAGUGUCAUAUCUUCAUAUUAGUUCAAUUAUUUAUGGUGUUGCAAAAACUAUAAUUGUUUUCUUUUUUGUCUCAUAUACAUAAGUACAUUUGUUUACUUUGUGAUUCGGAGCGAAAAUUCAGUUUUAAGUGAAUGUGUAAAUGGUUCUUAAGCUCUUCCUGCACUUAAGUAACAUCAAAAUGUAAUCUUGUGUAUAGUAUAUCAAAUAAGAAUAUGAAUAUACUAGCAC
Myxocyprinus asiaticus (Chinese sucker) is the source of this 2081-nucleotide messenger RNA. Its product is annotated as aquaporin-4-like. The record is from RefSeq and is a predicted model, not a curated record. Gene Ontology annotation, biological process: transmembrane transport. NCBI's taxonomy places the organism in Eukaryota, Metazoa, Chordata, Actinopteri, Cypriniformes, Catostomidae. Gene Ontology annotation, molecular function: water channel activity. Gene Ontology annotation, cellular component: plasma membrane. The coding region runs from base 1 to 834 and encodes 277 amino acids. The transcript is spliced from 6 exons.